AUGAUUGGCCAAUAUGAUUAUUGGGAUCCAACCGAAAAUCCGUGCAAUGGUGCCCAAUGCAUCCAACAAAACAAUGGAUCAUACACCUUUGAUUGUUCUCCUCCUUGGCUCUACAGUUGUGAAUCUCCUCCUUGGCGCGACAAGAAUGGAUAUUCUUGCUCCGAAGAGACCCAAGUGAUUACCUUUAGGGAUGAUUCGCCCAAUCCGACCUGGCGCUAUAAACUGCUGGCCUUCACCGGCCCUCUAGAAGGCUCGAUUGCGUGGGUAGCCUUAAAUCGAGAGAAGUUGUCGAUGGCCAAGGUUGCGUUGCCAGUCUCAAAACCAACACCCCCACCACCACCACCACCACCAACGAUGAUGAUGAGUAUCAGACGUGUCAAUCUUGUAUCAUGGAGGGAGGGAGGUGUAGAUCAAAAACCAUGCCGUGCAAAGAGUACUUUUCGAUUGCAGCAACGUUUAUCCCGGAUUCGUGAUGGAUACCAAAAGUUUUAG
Molecule: messenger RNA, 492 nt
Organism: Cylindrotheca closterium
Lineage: Eukaryota; Bacillariophyta; Bacillariophyceae; Bacillariales; Bacillariaceae
Source: the annotation of a GenBank genome assembly